Pogonomyrmex barbatus (red harvester ant) is the source of this 1104-nucleotide messenger RNA. Its product is annotated as exosome complex component RRP43. Gene Ontology annotation, biological process: U4 snRNA 3'-end processing; rRNA catabolic process; nuclear polyadenylation-dependent rRNA catabolic process. Gene Ontology annotation, molecular function: mRNA 3'-UTR AU-rich region binding. Gene Ontology annotation, cellular component: cytoplasmic exosome (RNase complex); nuclear exosome (RNase complex). The record is from RefSeq and is a predicted model, not a curated record. NCBI's taxonomy places the organism in Eukaryota, Metazoa, Arthropoda, Insecta, Hymenoptera, Formicidae.
CAUUUCUCAUUCUUCUUUUCUUUAACACACGCGUAUAUGACCUAUCUCACUUUGUACAAACUGCAGACGUUAGAGUGUAACAUAUUUUGUUGUGGUCUUUUACAUCUGACUUGCUUAUGAAUGAUCCAGUCUUUCUGUGUUUAUGAAAUUCCAAGUUACGCAGUUUAAGAUUGAGAAAGAGUUUAUUUAGAAUAAAAACAUUGAAAUAUAUAACACAAAUGGAUUUACAAUACAAAACAAUUCAUCCUGUGAAAUAUUUGCAUGACCAUCUCGAACAAGACAUUCGACCGGAUGGUAGAAAAUUCUUAUCAUUUCGACCAGUGAGCAUAAACGUCUCUUCAAUUGUUCAGGCAGACAGUUCAGCGAUAUUCAAGUUAGGUGAUACAACUGCAGUGUGUGGUAUUAAAGCUGAAUUAGCAACACCAAAAGCAGAUACUCCAGAUCAUGGUUACAUAGUACCAAAUGUGGAAUUAUCUCCUUUGUGCUCCUCAAAAUUUCGUCCAGGCCCACCAAGCGAACAAGCACAAGUACUUUCUAAAUUGAUAGAUAUUAUUUUGAAUAAUUCAGCAGCGCUUGAUUUGAGGGACCUUUGUAUCUGCAAGGGUAAAUUAGUAUGGGUUUUAUACUGUGAUAUUCUAUGUCUUAAUUAUAAUGGCUCGGUUAUAGAUGCUUGUACUGGGGCAAUGAUCGCUGCUCUCAAAACAUUGGUCCUACCCAAAGUAAAUUAUAAUAAGGAAACAGAAGUAACUGUUGUACAUCCAAAAAACAAAAAAUCGUUUAUCGUAAGAACGUUCCCAGUUUCCGUAUCGUUUGCAGUUUUUGAAAAACAAUUAUUAAUAGCUGAUCCUACAGAUGAUGAGGAAGACUUAUCGUCAGGAAGAUUUUCUAUUGUGAUGGAUGAUGAAGAAAAAAUUUGUUUUGUACAUAAACCUGGUGGAAUUCCAAUAUCUGAAAAUUUGCUUUCCAAAGGAUUAGAAAUGGCAAAGAUAAGAGCUAAGUUAGUUAGAUCAGUAAUCGAUGCUGCCAUCUCAACAUUGAAUGUAAAUGAUGUGGAGAUAAAUGCGUAAAUACUUCUUAAAAAAUAAAGUAAUAAUUUAUAUAUUG